This is a messenger RNA of Salvelinus sp. IW2-2015, 3646 nucleotides long. The record is from RefSeq and is a predicted model, not a curated record. Lineage: Eukaryota; Metazoa; Chordata; Actinopteri; Salmoniformes; Salmonidae.
UGCUGAUGGGGCAAUAGCCUACGAUCGAAUGCGGGAACCAACAGACUGCAUGCUUAUAGUCGCAUGCACUUGUAGCCUUCAUAUCAACUGGGAGAAUAGGCUAUUUGAAGUUGAAAACUACAGUUGAUUCCUGUCGGUGAUAGUUCUUAGAUACGAAAUGGAUGCCAAUCCAUCCUUCUCGCUGGCAUGUCUUUACAGAAGCGAUCCAAUGUAUUCGCUCUGUGCCUCAGAUUUAAUGACCGCUUCUCAAACUGUGAACAAUAAUUUCAUAAAGGAACAGAAGCAACUUAUGAAGACUCUGAAGAGGCUGGAGCAGCAGCAGCUUACCUGCAUGCGUCAGCUGAACGAGGAGCAGAGGACCUUUGCCUUCGUCAUGAACAAGAGGCUAAGCCAGAGGGGCGCUACGAGGCCUCAAACGCUCCCCUCCACCUCAGUCUCCUCUUCCAUCGUCCCUCUGUCCAUUAGAGGGUCCCGGUCUGCCCCGGCUGCUCUCGCCACCCGCAAUGGGGCCAACAGAGUUGGCAGUGCCAAGAGCGCCAACAGCAGAGUCAAGUUUGAGCAGUCUUCUUCCAGCCUCUCGCCGUGGUCAGUGAAAUUACAGAAGAAGAGUAUGGAGAUGCAAGACAGGGAUGCAAGGGAGGUGAGCACUGUUUUGAAGGAGUUUGGGGCCUCGGCUGGUCAAAGGUGUUGUUGUGAAUGUGGUCACACCAGGGAGCUGUUGGACAGGAGACUGAGUUGUCCAGCCAUAUUACAGAGGCAUCACUCUUGAUUUUGCUACGGUAUGGGGUGUCAUGGAUGUACGAUACAGUAUAUUGCUACAGGGGGGUGCGAGAGUUUCUCUUGAACAUCAUCUACCUACUCGUACUGGAUCGAUAUAGCUACCUUAUUUCUUGGAGGUUAUGCCAUUCCAAUGGAUAUCUGAACAGCAUUUUACGUCAUGACCGAUAAAUGAGUAACACUGUAUGUCAUGACAGCUUCAUAAUAAGUUACAUGAACUAUGUCAACAUGUCAUUACACCUUUAACUGUUUACAAUACAUGAAAAAUGACACUGACUUGUCACUUGACAUUCAGUGACAUAAGAUGCCUUUACAUCUUUUGACAUUUGUUAUGUCAUGUUUAUGACCAUAAUAUGACACUGUUAUGACGUACAGUUCAAAUAAAGUGUUACCAAGGUACAUUCUGUGUUCACCUAUAUAACUUGUUUCCUGAAGAUGACAACAUAAUAUGUAUCUAUUGUUUUUGUUUUUUUCAUGGGAAGUUGAAUGCCAAGUUUUAUUUUUUAUCAAAAUGUAAAUUAGAUCUGACUUUUACUCAAAGGAAUAUGUUCAUAAUGUUUUUGUUUUAUUUAUGACAGAUUUUUGUGUGUGUAGUUUACCAAAUAAACUGUAAACUGUAGUUUAAACUGUAUGUUGAGGUUGGAAUUCAAACAUUUGAUUUUAGACCAAUGACAGCAUUAAGAGAUGAAAACGACAUGACAUCAUCCUGUGUGACGCAUUGUGAAACAACGUUCAACGGAAGGAAAUCACAGAAGAUUGUGCAGAGUUGAGGACGUAGGCUAGCAAUCGCUUGUACAGCACUACAACAAAAUCAUUUAGUUAAAAUAUUUAGUAUUUUCAAAAGUUGGUACUCAAAUUGUAUCUACGCUGAGAGUCCAACCUGGAAGGACAGAAAAGUAACGUGUACCGUUCCAGGAAGAAAACCACUAAAGAGAUUGAGUGCAAUCUUGUGCCGAAAUCCGAACAUUAUGGGAGCUGUUUUUGGGGCAUUUUCUGUCGCAAGCUGGGUGCCAUGUCUAUGUAGCAGUGCGACAUGCUUGCUGUGCAGAUGCUGUCCCCAGAGCAAGAACUCCACGGUGACGCGAGUCAUCUACGCCUUCAUCCUGUUGCUAGGGACCAUUAUAGCCUGCAUCAUGCUGUCACCGGGAGUGGACGAGCUGCUAAAAAAGAUUCCUGGGUUCUGUGAAGACGGAGCAGGCUCUUCUAUCCCAGGAAUCCAUGCCAACAUGAACUGUGAGAUCUUUGUGGGCUAUAAAGCCGUGUACCGGGUGUGCUUCGGCAUGAGCAUGUGUUUCCUGGUGUUCGCUCUGAUUAUGAUCAACGUCAAGAACAGCCGAGACCCACGCUCUGCCAUCCACAACGGGUUUUGGUUCUUUAAGAUUGCCACCAUGGUUGCAGUGACAGUCGGUGCCUUUUAUAUCCCUGAGGGGCCUUUCACUCACCUGUGGUUCGUGGUGGGUAUCUGUGGGGCGUUCUGCUUCAUCCUGAUCCAGCUGGUCCUGCUGGUGGAUUUUGCCCACUCCUGGAAUGAGUCCUGGGUGGAUAACAUGGAGAGCGGGAACUCCAGGGGCUGGUAUGCUGCCUUGCUCGCUGUAACUGGCCUCAACUACAUCAUGUCCUUUAUCGCCGUUGUCCUGAUGUACCUGUUCUACACUCAGUCAAAGGGCUGUCUGCUCAACAAGUUCUUCAUCAGUUUCAACAUGAUUCUCUGUGCUGUAGCCUCUGUCGUGUCCAUACUGCCCAGAGUACAGAAAUUCCAGCCCCAAUCCGGUCUACUCCAGUCCUCCUUCAUGACUAUGUACACCAUGUAUCUGACCUGGUCGGCCAUGACCAACGAGCCUGACCGUACAUGUAACCCCAGCCUGCUGAGCAUCUUCCAGCAGACACUGGUGCCCACGCUGGCCCCACUGGAGAUCGAGAACCAGACGACUGUGGUGAUCAUUGGCACCGAAGAGCCCAUCCUCUCCUCCCCCUAUCUGCAGUGGUGGGACGCCCAGAGCAUUGUGGGAUUGGCCAUCUUCAUCCUCUGCAUCCUCUACUCCAGCAUCCGCUCGUCCAACACCAGCCAGGUGAACAAGUUAACCAUGGCCUCUAACGACACAGUGAUCCUGGAAGAGAGUAAAGCAGGCACCCCGGACGAGGAGGGAGGGACGGGGAGCAAGGGUCCCAGGCGUGUGGAGGAUAACGAGAGGGACACGGUCCAGUACAGCUAUUUCUUCUUCCACUUCAUGCUCUUCCUGGCUUCGCUCUACAUCAUGAUGACUCUCACCAACUGGUACAGUCCUGAUGCAGACUACAAUGCCAUGACCAGCAAGUGGCCGGCGGUUUGGGUGAAGAUCUCCUCCAGUUGGGUAUGCCUUACCCUCUAUACCUGGACCCUGGUCGCCCCAAUGAUACUCACCAACCGGGACUUUAGCUGAAAACGGUUCCACCAACUCAGUAUUUUCUUUUCACUUUCCUUAUUGUCAUUCCUGAUUUAGUAAAAAAAAACUGUGCGUUUUACAUAGACAUUGACCACAUUGCCUACAUUUCAAAUGAUUGCCUGUCAAAAUGAACUGUUUUGUUUUGUGUAUUAGAUGUUGAUGGUUUCGCAUAACAAAUCUCUUUAGUUAGCCUUUUAGAUGCAUUAGAAGAAAUAGAUUCACAUAUGAACCUGGUGUUAAAUCGCUAACCUUGUUGGUACAUUUGAAGGUUUACACAUGUGUUUUUUAGUCCAUUUUGUGCAAUUAGGGACCAAAUCAUGUAUUGAUGGUUGACCUUUAUGUCAAAGGAACAUUUUUUAUUUUUUUUAUUUUUGUACAUUCUCUCAAUGUAAAUUCAUCUUUGACUGACUGACAUUACAAACCAAAUAUAAGAAUGUAAGAUCCUU